Molecule: messenger RNA, 4410 nt
Organism: Kogia breviceps (pygmy sperm whale)
Lineage: Eukaryota; Metazoa; Chordata; Mammalia; Artiodactyla; Physeteridae
Source: RefSeq, a predicted model, not a curated record
CCCACUUGGAGCCACUCAUUCAGGCUCCAAGAUUGCUUUUCUGCUUCUCUGUAGUAGGCUGAAGAAUGGCCCCCAAAGAAGUCAGAGUCUAAUCCCUGGAAGUUCUGCGUGUUACCUUUUCUAGUGAUGGGAUCUUUGCAGAUGUGAUUCAGUUAAGAAUCUUGCAUGAGGAGGUGAUCCUGGUUAUCUGAUCCUAUGGCCCUAAAUGCCAUCGCACGUGUCCUUAUGAGAGGGAGGCAGGGGAGAUGUGAAAGACAAGAGGAGAAGGUGAUGUGAAGGUGGAAGCAGAGAGUGAGAGUGAUGUGGGUGUGAUGGCUGAUUCUGUGUGUCAGCUUGACUGUGCCAUGGGUGCCCAGAUACCUAGUCAAACCUGAUCCUGGGCGUGUCUGGGUGGGAUUAGCAUUUGGAUCUGUAGACAGACUAAAGCAGAUUGUCCUCCCCCAUGUGGGAGGGCCUCAUCCAAUCAGCUGAGGGCCUGAAUAGAGGAGAAAGGCGGAGUAAGGGAGAACUCCCUCUCUCUGCCAGACUCUCUUUGAGCUGGGACAUUGGUCUUCUCCUGUCUUCAGAUAUGGACCAGAGAUGGAACUUGUCCCCUCGGCUCUCCCGGGUCCAGCUUGCUGACUAGAUCUCAGGGCUCUCCAGCCUCCAUGGUCAUGUGAUCAGAUUCAUUAUAAUACAUCUCUUUCUCUGUAUAUACACAUCCUAUUGAUUCCGUUUCUCUGGGGACUCUGACGAAUACAGUGACCACAAACGAAGGAAUGCCACAAGCCACCAAAAGCUGGGCGAGGCAAGGAAGGAUUCUCCCUCAGAGUCUCCAGAGGGAGCGCGAUCCUGCUGACACCAUGAUUUCAGCCCAGUGAAACUGAUUGCAGACUUCUGGCCUCCAGAACUUUGAGAGAACAGAUUUCUGUUGUUCUAAGCCACCCGGUUUAUGGUCAUUUGUUAGAGCUGCCACAGGAAAAGAACACAGCCAGUGUAAACAGUGCUACCGUAAAUACCCCAGCCACACGCAUGGGGCUGUUAUUCAGGCAUGGAUUUCAGGGAGUGGCACUGCUGGGGCAGGGUGUGUGUCUCUUUGUUUCAUAGAUCAUAUGCCAGAUAACUUUUCACAAAGAUCCAGCAGCCCGUCUCUUCCCUGCAUGGAUGAGUGUACACCCUGACCCUGCGCUCUUUCUCAGCGGUGGACAUGAGAGUCUUUUCGACUUUGUUAGUCUGAGAGGGGCAGAGCUGCAGCUUUGUUCCUUGACAUGUGUCUCCUUGAGUCUGAGCCAAGAUUUCUGAAGACUCCCUCCUAGAAACAAUUGGGAAGUUUCGAGAGGCACAAGAUACAGGGUCCCCGCUGCCCUGCACCUGCCCUGCCUAUGCCCUUCUCAGCAUCAUCGCUGCUGAUUGAUUGCUGAUUAAUUGGUUGCAUUUCUUCAGAGGGCCGUAGAGAAGCACGCUGUUUAAGAACGAGGUGGCCUUUGACAUUUGCAGUGGUGAGAGCAGCUCGACCUCUCCCAGAGUGCUGAGAAAUGCGGGGCCUCGGGGCUCGCGCCACCCACCAGCUCCAGGCUGUGCUGCAGGUCGUAGCCCUGCAGCUCUGAGCAGCGACCACCCUGACACCCAUCGUGGGCUCGCCUGCCCGCGGGCAUUUGCUGCCGACGUCCCCACUGCGGCCCCAGCCGAUGAGGAUGUGCGCCCCCAUCGGGGGGCUGCUCACCGCCCUCGCCGUGGUGUUUGGGACAGCGGUGGCAUUUGCACCCAUACCUAGGAUCACCUGGGAGCACAGAGAGGUGCAGCUGGUGCAGUUUCACGAGCCGGGCAUCUUCAACUACUCGGCCUUGCUGCUGAGUGAGGACAAGGACACCCUGUACGUGGGCGCCCGGGAAGCCGUGUUUGCCUUGAACACACACAAUAUCUCCAAGAAGCAACAUGAGGCGUAUUGGAAGGUCUCGGAAGAUAAAAAAGCAAAAUGCGCGGAAAAGGGGAAAUCAAAACAGACAGAAUGCCUUAACUACAUCCGAGUGCUGCAGCCCCUCAGCUCCAGUGCCCUUUACGUGUGCGGGACCAACGCGUUCCAGCCAGCCUGUGACCACCUGAACUUAACAUCCUUUAAAUUUCUGGGCAAAAAUGAAGAUGGCAAAGGAAGGUGUCCCUUCGACCCAGCACAAAGCUACACGUCCGUCAUGGUUGAUGGAGAGCUUUAUUCUGGGACGUCGUAUAACUUUUUGGGAAGCGAACCCAUCAUCUCCCGAAAUUCUUCCCACAGUCCUCUGAGAACGGAGUAUGCGAUUCCUUGGCUUAACGAGCCCAGCUUCGUGUUUGCCGACGUGAUAGGAGAGAGCCCGGAGGGCGGGGACGGCGGGGACGACAAGGUCUACUUCUUCUUCACGGAGGUGUCUGUGGAGUACGAGUUCGUCUUCAAGCUGAUGAUCCCACGGGUAGCGAGGGUCUGCAAGGGCGACCAGGGCGGCCUGAGGACCUUACAGAAGAAGUGGACCUCCUUCCUGAAGGCCAGGCUGAUCUGCUCCCGGCCGGACAGCAACCUCGUCUUCAACGUGCUGCGAGACAUCUUUGUCCUCAGGUCUCCCAGCCUGAAGGAGCCCGUGUUCUAUGGGGUCUUCACCCCACAGCUGAACAACGUGGGGCUCUCGGCCGUGUGCGCCUACAACCUGUCCGCAGCCGAGGCGGUCUUCUCCCGUGGGAAGUACAUGCAGAGCGCCACAGUGGAGCAGUCGCACACCAAGUGGGUGCGCUACAACGGGGCCGUGCCCACGCCGCGGCCCGGGGCGUGCAUCAACCGGGAGGCGCGUGCGGCCAACUUCUCCAGCUCCCUCAACCUACCAGACAAGACUCUGCAGUUUGUCAAAGACCACCCUCUGAUGGAUGACUCCGUGACCCCGAUAGACAACAGGCCCCGGCUGAUCAAGAGUGACGUGAACUACACGCAGAUCGUGGUGGACAGGACCCAGGCCCUGGAUGGCACGGUCCACGACGUCAUGUUUGUCAGCACAGACCGGGGUGCCCUGCACAAAGCCAUCAGCCUUGAGAACGACGUCCACAUCAUCGAGGAGACACAGCUCUUCCAGGACUUCGAGCCUGUCCAGACCCUGCUGCUGUCCUCCAAGAAGGGCAGAAGGUUUGUCUAUGCCGGUUCCAACUCGGGCGUGGUGCAGGCCCCCGUGGCCUUCUGCGGAAAACACGGCACCUGCGAGGACUGCGUGCUGGCCCGGGAUCCCUACUGCGCCUGGAGCCCGGCCGCGGCCGCCUGCAUCGCCCUACACCAGACCGACGGCCCCAGCAGGGGUUUGAUUCAGGAAAUGAGUGGGGAUGCAUCCGCUUGCCCUGAUAAAAUUAAAGAAAGUUACCUGCAGCAUUUUUUCAAGCAUGGUGGCACAGCAGAACUCAAAUGCUCCCAAAAGUCCAACCUGGCCCGGGUGGUGUGGAAGUUCCAGAAUGGCGUGCUCAAGGCCGAAAGCCCCAAGUACAGCCUGGUGGGCAGGAAGAACUUGCUCAUCUUCAACCUGUCAGAAGGAGACAGUGGGGUGUACCAGUGCCUGUCUGAGGAGAGGGUCAAGAACAAGACAGUCCUGCAGGUGGUGGCCAAGCACGUUCUGGAGGUCAAGGUGGUCCCUCGAACUCCGGUGGCCUCCACCUCGCCGGUCACACGGACAGAAGGUAGUAGGAUCACCUCCAGAGUGUCAGCGGGGCCCACCCAAGGCUCCUUUCCCCAGACCCCAGCCAUGCAGGUCACCAGUGCCAGUGCCAUCGCCCUGCCGUCCAGCCCCGCGGGGCCCACCAGCAUGUCCUGUGAACCAAAGAUUGUCAUCAACACGGUCCCCCAGGUCCACUCGGAGAAGACGAUGUAUCUCAAGUCCAGUGACAACCGUCUCCUCAUGUUUCUCUUCCUCUUCUUCUUCGUCCUCUUCCUCUGCCUCUUCACCUACAACUGCUAUAAGGGCUACCUGCCCGGACAGUGUUUAAAGUUCCGCUCGGCCAUGCUCCUCGGGAAGAAGCAGCCCACGUCGGACUUCUCGGAUUGCGAGCAGAGUGUGAAGGAGACGCUGGUGGAGCAGGGCAGCUUCUCCCAGCAGAACGGGGGGCAGCCCAAGCCGGCCCUGGACACCGGCUAUGAGACAGAGCAGGACACCAUGGCCAGCAGGCUGCCCACUGACCGGGAGGACUCGCAGAAGAUCGACGAGCUCCCGGUCAGGGACCGGCCAUUCGACGUCAAGUGCGAGCUGAAGUUCGCCGACUCGGAUGCGGACGGGGACUGAGGCGCCCGCUGCUCCCUGGGAGGUCUUUGUGUUGCCAGUUCAGUCCCCCGUCCAGUGCUGCGUAGGUAGCCGUCGUCAGCAAACCUCAGUCUUCUGUGUCUUUUCUCUUGGGUCGCGCUUGUGACUUGGUUUCUCUUUGUCCUUUCGGAAA